Molecule: messenger RNA, 8465 nt
Organism: Styela clava
Lineage: Eukaryota; Metazoa; Chordata; Ascidiacea; Stolidobranchia; Styelidae
Source: RefSeq, a predicted model, not a curated record
UUUUUUUCCUAUUUACCGAUCACAUCUUUGGCGGUUCCGAAGAGUGAGCACUUCAGUGCUCUUGAAAACAUUAUAUAAGACGCGAGAAUUUUUUGUUUUAUUAACUCAUUGGAGCAGUGCGGUACAGGUGAAGCCUAUUUAAUCAAAUUGAUAUUUAGCGAUGAUAGCCUGCAUGGCUUUAAAUGACGUUGGUCUGGAGUUGUACCCGUCACAAUCAAGUCGAUAACCAAAUUGGACAGACUGACUUCACGCGCGAUGCCCCCAACGCUCGGUGGCGUUCGAGAAAGUACCACUUCAUCUGCAAAGUCCAGAUUUUUCAGACGCGUACAAAAAGACAAAGCACAAGAUAGGACGAUCCAUUACAACGAGUAUAAUCUCAACGAAUUUCAAUUAUUGCACAGGGAAUGUUUACGUUCGGAAAGACAUUACAGAAAGACUCAUUAUUUCAAUGUGGCCGCAAUAUUGCCGAUGUACUCAGCUACCACGAAGACCGCGUUCCUCUACAUUUUAUUUCUCGUGAUAAGCUGCCUAGCCUGUUUUGCGAAGUCAAGUGUUACAGGUAACGACGUAACAUCAAAUGGACGCGGUAUCGAGGUGUCACUGCUUGACUAUAACCAUAUAUUACUUUCUGAAUCAGACGACAAGACUGACGAGAAGACGCCGACAGCACGUCCACAAGUAUCGGCAAACGGCAGUAAAAUUCUUGGGCUCGAAACAAGUCUCCAUGAGUCCCAUCCGAUCAGUUUAGACGGCUUCAACUUGCUGUGGUUGAUCGCCUCGAAGCUUCGCGCUGGUGACAAGCUAAUUAGGAUUGAAAAUGAUACAAAUAUUUUGUCUUUAACAAAAUCAAAUAAAAUUGUUGGUUGGUUGAACAACACCGACUUAGAUGAGGUAUACCUGGACUCAGCACGGCCACGACAUUUUUUACGGUACGGUAAAAAGCUGGCGCCGCUAUCUCGACUGAUCUCUAAAGGUUCAGACACAUCAUUUGUUAUGCCGCCAUUGGUCAUGUCGCAUUUGUCAGACUAUUUGGAUGCUGGCCCAAAUCAUCACACACUUGGCACAAAUAGACUACCUGGAAAAAAUUUACAUACGUCUUUCGAUAGUAAAGACAUAGUUCGUAUAAACAGAUUCAUUGUUGGAAAUUCAAUUGGGUUCGAAAUGGAAUUUCGAAUGGAGGAUAAUUCCGGAAGUGGAUACAUUAUUGCUGGACGGUCAUUGAAUGGUCAGCCAAUUUUCUCCACCGGUAGCCAAGUGAAAUCACCAAACGUUACGUCUGAUCAGCAAUCAUGGUUUGGAUUGUACGCCCACACGCGCGCUACUUCCUACAUACUACGAUUGGAAUAUAGAAAUUUUGCAUGGGACCGCAAAAAGCAAAUACAAAUUCGGUUUUCCGAUGACUUCCGGAAAGGCGAAUGGCAAAAACUUGCGGUUAACAUUGACUUCAAUGCGAACACAAUCAACUAUUGGGUGAAUUGUUCGACUCGACCAACAGUGCAAUUAAGGGCCAAUAUUUCUCAUCCAUCAUCAUUUUACAGCGUUUACAGACUCCUCCAACAUCGACGACACAGUAGACUACCAGUAAAGGUGACAUUCCGAGCAGUGAUUGUAACUGACGGAAACCGCAGGACGGUUCCGAGACAUUGUCAACAACAAGGACAAACAGUUUGUACUGGAGGGAAAAUCUACAUGCAAUGCGGUCCAAGUUGCGAACGAACGUGCAGGGGAGCUCAAGAUGCUGAAGUGACAGACGACUAUUUGCGUACUUGUGCGAUAGCAUGCAUCGCCGGAUGUCAUUGUCCACCAGGAUUUGUUACGCACGCUGGAGUAUGCGUCAGACCGGAGCAAUGUCCGUGUAUGUUUGGAUCAACUGCACACGAAAUUGGAACAAAUGUCACCAUCAAUAACGAAUUAUGUACUUGCAUCAAAGGAAAAUGGAGUUGUUACGCCCUUCCACAAUUCAUAUACAAACCAGAAAAUUUAAACCUGAGCGCUGGUCGUACAGGUCAACUGAAUUGCGCAGUUUCUGGAAAUCCAUUUCCAAAAAUUACUUGGGAAGUUCCUCCUGGAGCAACGUAUGAUAUUGUGACAAGAAGCUCUGGAAGAGUCUCAGUCCUCAUCCUACGCAAUGUAACCGGUAAAGAAGCUGGAUUGUAUCAAUGCAAAGCAAGUUUACCUUCCGGAGUUUGGAAUGGAGUCGAGUCUGCAAUUGUCCGGAUUUUAUCGCUUCCAGUUAUUACACUACCUCCUACAAUACCGGUAACAAGGGGAUACCCGGUCCUGGCAAUUGACUGCAGUGUCACUGGAUUACCAAAACCAAGACUGUGGUGGAAGCGAAACGACGAACAAGUUAUACCUGGAGACAGAAUACAAAUAUACAGACCUUCACAAGGAGUACUCCGACUCAAGCUCCAAAAUGUUCAAGUCGCAGACGCAGGGGAAUGGGCAUGUCAUGCUCUUAACGCCGCAGGAUAUACGCGUCGCGCUGUAAGAAUCUUAGUCCGUCUGCCGGAACCAAACAGCAUGGCUUUUUACCGGAAACCAGUGGACCAGUAUGUCAAAAGAGGACAUACAGCUAUUUUUAACUGCGAGAUACUGGAACAUCAUUCUAUGAAUCUUAAUAUUACCUGGUUAAAGGACGGCGUUCGUGUUGAUAUCGGUGAAAAACGAAAAGUUGUAAAACGUUAUCGUCUUGUUAUUCGUCAAGUUCGAGAUGAAGAUGCAGGAGUGUAUAUGUGUAUUGUAACAGUGCGAAGAGGUGGAAGAGAACUCAAAGCAAAAGCUGAACUAAUGAUAAAAGGUCAAAUGUUGCCGUGGUCAGACUGGUCUCCGUGCAGUGUGUCGUGCAAUGAAGGAUUCAUGUUCAAAAAACGAACAUGCACAGGAAUUCCUGCAAACGAUAGAACAUGCCACGGAAAACUUGUGCAUAUCAAGAAAUGCAGCACUCAAGUUUGUCCAGGUAUAUGCUCAGCAGUAGGGGAUCCACAUUAUACUACAUUUGACGGAAGACGAUUCAAUUUUCAUGGAGAUUGUGGAUAUGUUUUAUCACAUGAUGCAAGCGGAAACGAAUUCAAAGUCCUUCUCUACAACGGAAGAUGUGGACCUCGUUUAAGCUGCCUCAACAGUGUGACCAUAAUUUUAUCUCUAACGGGAUUAGCAGCUGUUGUCGAUAUCCAACGUGAUGGAUCGGUGACUGUGAACAGUGCUCAUGUCACUCUGCCGUAUACAAUUGCUGGCGAUUCACUUACUAUUGACAAGAUUGGUUUGUACAUUGUUUUAACUGCUGGGAAUGAUUUUGAGUUAAAAUGGGCUCUACCGCAUCGCCUCUACCUCACGAUAGGUCCCAAAUACUUCGGUCGCACACAAGGAUUUUGCGGGAAUUACAAUGGGGAUCCAACGGACGAUAAUAUUUUAAGAUCCGGUCGACCUGUGAGUUCAGAUCUCGAAUUUGGACUCAAUUGGUCUCUGUCCGAAGGCACAAUUGAUUACAGCUGCUCUGUAUUUCGACAACUUUCUCGCCCGUGCGACCGUGAUAAAUACUUGAGGGAAACAGCAAUUGGAGCUUGUAGCUUUCUAUUAGACCAGUCUUCAUUUGGUCCUUGUCAUAAAAAAGUGCCACCGGGACCAUACAUAGAAUCAUGCACGUUCGACGUGUGUAGCACUUCAAUUAAAAGAACGAGUAUAUAUUUCUGUGUUGCAUUAUCAGCAUACGCAGACGAAUGCCUUAGAAAAGGAGUUAUAUUGAAUUGGAGAACGGAAGAUAUUUGCAAGGAGCAUUGUUCAUCCGGCAAAGUUUACAAAGAAUGUGGGCCGAGAUGUGUUCGAUAUUGUCCCGGCGUUAUAAACGAUUCCGGAAAAAUAUGCGCCUCUAAUGAGAGAUGUGUAAGCGGAUGCCACUGUCCCGACGAGAUGGUUUUACACGAAGGAAAAUGUAUAAACUUUGAACAAUGCCCGUGUGUUGACGCUGGUACACAAUUUGCAAACGGUACAAGUCACAACAGAAAUUGCGAGAAAUGCAUUUGCUACAAUGGACAAUGGAAAUGUUCUUUCAAUAAAGAUUUAUGUGAAUUUCCCUCCUCGCUCAUUCGUACACCAGUAUCACAGAUUGUACCAUCGGGAUACUCUGUGUCAUUUUGUUGCGAAGCUGCUGGAAUACCAACCCCAACUGUUGAGUGGUUCAGAGAUGGACGUUUAAUACCUCCUCAAACUGAGUCCGAAGAUGACCCAAAAUCUAGCGGCCCUGUCAUAUACGGACACUCAAAGGCUUAUUUGACGAUGAAAAAUAUAAGCAAAAUAGAGGAAGGGAUUUAUACUUGCAAGGCUUCUAAUUUAUUAGGAUCACAAAUGUCGGAUCCGGCUGUAUUGAGAGUAGUAGAACCAUGGACUGCGACAUGCAAUCCAAUACCCAGCAGAAGAACCCUGAAUUUGCCAGAUGGGUGCUAUGUAGCCAGAUCCCGAGAAGACACACUCAACGUUGGGCAAUGCAUUGGUCUUCCCUGCUUUUACGAUAAUCCAGAAUUAGAAGACAGCCACAGAAGAUCAUCAAGAAAAUGCGGAAGAACAAGACAAUGUUGUCGCCCCUCUGUGACGUCACCAGUAACAGUCAACUGUAGUCAUAUGUUGUAUUCCGCUUCAUUUGUCGUCACUACAGUACAGAAGUGUGCCUGCGCGACAUGUGAAGACAGGGUUACCGUUGUAGAGGGGGCAUUGAAAACUGCUAUAACGGGCGAACUACUUCGCCACGUCAAAAUAAUGCACCAACUCAGAGUAGUAGGUUACACAUCAAGUACUGGAUCGUUUCGUAUAUCAUUUGCCUCUUUGCCUGAAGAUAUUCGUUACGUAACUCUUACCUUUGAUGACGUCAUAUUUAAAAGAUUUCCUUCUACAGUCAAAAAUUUACCCGUUAUUUUUGGUGACGUCACAAUCCACACCGUCCAAGUGAAUGGAAGAUCGUACAGAAAACGGUUUGACGCUAGUUUGGGACUUAAAUAUAUGUUCAGCAGAAGUCCGUCAUCCAGUAAAAGCGAAAGACUGCGUCUCAUUAUUCCUCCGAGUUCUUUGAUAUUACAACGAGCUCAAGACCCGUUUAUCGGACAAGUAGAUGCUGUUAUCAGUAUCGUACGAAGAGAUUAUAAAAUUGACGAACGAAAACUUCAUACCGUUCCAGGAAAUUUUGUUGGAUUGAAUCUGCAAGGAUCGAAAAAGAUUAUACUACCUUCGUAUAUAUUAUCGGUUUCUUUGUACAAUCGAUUUGGACGAGCAUUGGAACUUCUACCAAAAAAGCCAGCCACCUUCCUUGUAAAUACGAUUGCUUUUGGAGAGAGAAUUGAACCCUGGAAAUUAGACGAUUUGACUGGUCUAUGGAGAGAAAGAGACACAAAAGUUGAAAUUGAACCUGCUUUCAACAAGCGAGGAGAAAAAGUCCUGCAACUUUCAGCAAAAAUUCCACGACUGGAUACUCCAUGGGCUUUGAGCGACAGUGAGCCGCCAUGUUUUGUGCGAGUACGCGUGCUCGAUAACAACAACAACACCGUUUCUGGAGUUCGUGUCAUCAUGAAGACGACGGACGAACUUCCUGAGAGUUUUCGAAACGGACGGCGGUCGCUGGAUGGAGGUAUAGCGCAAAUGCAAACUCUGGUUGAGGGUCUGACCAGAGCAACAGACACAAAUGGAAUAUGCUUGCCUGUUGGUUGCAAGAAAAUUGGUUAUAUUACGGCCUGGAAGCAGGGAAACGAUUUGUCGAUGCUUGCACCAGAUGUUCCACACAGAGAAAUGGGCCGCGUCACAAGCUCUUUGCCACAUUUAUAUGGGAUUUCAAGUGUUGUGGUACAAACCUCUGAUCAUUUUAGUCUUAAUUAUUUAGCCGAGUUUGACCAAGAACGUGAACCGCCAUCCGCAUUAUAUUUUCGUCAAGAAGAAGAUUGUAGAAACACCGCUCCUGACAAACGAACUUACGUCUUUCGCGAUAGAGACAUGUUACGAGAGAGCGAUUUUCGAGCCGCUUCUAGAGCCGGGGACAGAAUCAAAGCUGUUGCCCCUGGAGACGGACGUUUACGUCACAGUUCCUCCAAAACAAGAACUUUUUGUCAUGUUAAAGUAUCUGUGACAAUUUCUGAUCAAGCAACACUUUAUCGGGCUGUUCCUAUGGUAGUGGAGGCAGUUGCGUUUCGUCAUCAAAAUGGCUCACGAGAAAUGACUAUUUUAGGCUGGAGUAAAGCAAAUUUCAGAACUCCGACAUUCAGGAGACCGACAUAUGGAUAUGCGGGAGGCCGGAGAAGAUAUCGCGCAAGAGCAAGGAAAGCAACCGAAGAAAUUUGCGUCGAAUAUUUAUGCGGAGAAGAAGAACCAACUGAUUUUGUUUACAUUACCGUGAAGCCUGAACCUGACAAAAACACGGGGAGGCGGGAAAGUCGUCAUCGACCAAUUGCGUGCGAGUUUAUAAAGGGCGUAAACUUUUCUGAUUUAACUAGCGGAGUUAGACUGCAAGUUCGUCCAGAUAAAGACAGUACAACUCGAAUGUCUUUUCCUAAAGGAGGGUAUAUUUCGUUACCUCCUCGAAAAGCAAGUCGAAGAAAAACUACUCCAUCAAUAUCUUCCAUGCCCGAAAUAGCCUUUCCUGCAAAAUCAUUCAUAGAAUCAAAAAAUAAAUGUGAGGCUUCGCGGGGCGACCGAUUUCUAUCUGCAUGGGUAAAAUGUUCGUAGCUUCUAAAUAUCACGGUGAAAUAGAGCAAAGUCAUCGUGCGAAAGAGAGGCAUGCAAAAGAAAUGGUGACCGCAAGAUGGUGUAAAAGAGAACAAAGAUUCUAUGGCGAAAGGUUUUUACGAAGGAUCUGGUGGUCAUGGCAAGAGCAAAAACUCUGCCUGUAUUUACCCGAUGUUGCUAAAGUAACUACAACAAAACAGUGAACCAAAGAUCUGAAAUGUCGCUCGCGAACGAAAGCGUGAUUAAAAAUGUUUAUUAGCGGUACUUGCCUAACGCAACCAGUGUUAUAUUGUGCUUUUCUUAUUAUAUUUUUUAAGCUAUCGCAUUUCCAAUCGCUUUUGAUUUUCUGGGAGUGCGGGGUUUGGCUGUUUGUCGUUUUUGUAUCAAGUAAAUUUUAUUUAAAUUUCUCUCCUACUUGAGGAUCAUCGGUAGAUGUAACAAACAUCAUUCUGCAUACACAAUAUCUAUACAUAUAAGAAAUCGAGAGCCUCUCCUUCUAUGUACACUACGCUAGAAAACAGUAAAUUAUGUUAUUCAUGAAAUUACUUUGACAAAACGUUCAGCAUACAUGCCUGAAGUUGAGCCAAUAAUGCAUGCGCACAGUAAUGUGUAGAAUUUAGAUUUCAUAACUGUAAGAAAGUUUGUUUUGCAUUUUGUAAAAACAAAAGUCAGGAAGAGAGCAUUAUAUCCGAAUGUUUAACGAAUAUAUGUGUUCCAAAACUUGCAACAAUUAGGCUUUCUGCUGCAAUUACAAAACUGUAGUACAACACCAUAAGCUAUUCUUAUUUACUUUCAAACUCCCCGAAACGUCUAUCGUUCGAAAAAUAGUCCCUCAAACAACUAGUCUCCUCAUUCAACAUUCGAGCUAAACUGCUGUAACAACACGCUAUGAUUCAGCUUUUAGCUUUAAAAGUCCAAAGUUGUCUUUCCUGCCUAAUUAUACCCAACAGUCGUAAAAUUCUCUACCCAUACCACAAAUUCCAUAAAAUGAAUCAUAUCGAACUGACUUAAACAGUAUUACACUCUUUGUAAAGACAUUUACCACUGCUUUCAAACCUUUCCAUUAUUUCUUUAGUGUAUUUUUGAUCUGACAUUCCUCGAAUUACUGCAUUACUGCCCGAAUUUUUAUUAUACAUCUUUUUUACUUUAUAUCAUUGUUCUCCAGUUCACUUUCCUAUUCUUUAAAUUGUAUAACUAUUUGUUGUUAGCAUAUGUAUGUUUUACAGCUUGUUCUAUUGCAAAACAAAGUUAUUGUGGCAGUAUUUUUGUGUAUUUUGAUAGCAAAAGAUGAAGACAUAGUACUUUACCACUGAGGCAUAUGGAUUUCUAUCUAGCAAAUUGCAAAUAGAAGUUUCAAACAUAACUAGACAUCCUGGGAUAGCACAUGAACCGCAGUACUGAAUUUUGAAUACGGAACAAAACUGUCGCACAUAAGCUGAAUUUGUCUCACUGUUCAAGGCAAAAGAUUUCACUAAUAAGUACAAUGAAUGUAGGUAGUAACAUAUAUCCCAAAAUCCACUCAAAAUAUUAUGAUAACAAACUGAAACUUCCUUAGCUAUAAGGCGUAAAAGUCCCAUACCGAGGAAGUAUAUCAUCAGCAAACAAUUUAAAAAAAUCAGUUCUCCAAAGCAACAUUAAAAUAUACUUCAACUACACCAACAACAAAUGUUAUGUUUUCUUUCUUUCCAAGAAAAUUUGAACUGCAGCAUACAAAAACUUACUUCUUUUCUGUGUAUAUAUUUCAAUAGCUUUGGAUGGAAAAU